CUCCAAAUUCACUCUCCCUCCACAACUCAACUCUCUCUCUCUCUCUCUCUCUCUUCAAAUUUGGCUCCAAUUGACACACUCUCCUCUCCUCCAAGUACCAACACAUCCCUAGUUCGUUCCAGUCCUCCAUUGUCAAUUUCAAGCCCUAGAAUUCGUUCUAGGGUUUUCACGCUACCAAUCUGCAGAACAUGUCUUGGGAAAACGAGAUCGUAUUGCGUGAUGUCACUAGUGCUGGUCUCGUUAUCAGCGACCGCAUCGGCCGAGAUGUCGCAGCUCACCUCGACCUCGAAGAAGCUCUGGAAGCUUCCAGAUACGCCAGCCAUCCCUACUCUACUCAUCCCAGAGAGUGGCCUCCUUUGGUUGAAGUGGAGGAUACCUGGGAGCUACCUUCUGUACUCAUUGAAAGAUAUAAUGCAGCUGGUGGGGAAGGAACUGCUUUAUGUGGAAUAUUUCCAGAGAUACGCAGAGCUUGGGCAACAGUAGAUAACUCUUUCUUUUUAUGGCGUUUUGAUAAGUGGGAUGGUCAAUGUCCUGAAUAUAGUGGGGAGGAGCAAGCUAUUUGUGCUGUUGGCCUGGCCAAAGCUAAACCUGGUAUUUUUGUUGAAGCUAUCCAGUAUCUUUUGGUCUUAGCAUCUCCUGUCGAGUUGAUUCUUGUAGGAGUAUGCUGCACUGGAAGGGGCGAUGGAAUGGACCCGUAUGCGGAGGUUUCGCUACAGCCUUUGCCAGAUUAUACAAUACCAUCUGAUGGUGUCACUAUGACAUGUAUCACUUGUACUGAUACAGGUCAUAUUUUCCUGGCUGGCCGUGAUGGCCACAUUUAUGAAUUGCAUUAUACAACCGGUUCAGGUUGGCACAAGCGUUGUCGCAAAGUUUGCCUGACUGCGGGUUUGGGAAGUGUCAUUUCAAGGUGGGUUGUACCAAAUGUAUUCAAGUUUGGAGCUGUUGACCCCAUUGUUGAAAUGGUUGUUGAUAGUGAGAGACAGAUUUUGUAUGCACGCACUGAAGAUAUGAAAAUUCAAGUUUUUCUUCUAGGGCCAUAUGGAGAUGGUCCCCUCAAGAAGGUUGCAGAAGAGAAAAAUUUGAUCAAUCAGAGGGAUGCCCAUUAUGGAGGUAGACAGUCAACUGGGUCAAGAGCCCUGCCUCGAUCAGCAAAAGCAUCUAUAGUUUGCAUUUCGCCCUUGUCAACACUGGAAUCCAAGUGGCUACAUCUUGUUGCUGUUUUAUCAGAUGGCAGAAGGUUGUACCUAUCUACUGCUGCAUCUAGUGGAAGCAAUGGUGCUGUUGGAGGUUUGGGUGGAUUCAAUACUAAUGGACAGAAGCCAAGCUGCCUAAAAGUGGUAACAACUAGGCCUUCUCCUCCUCUGGGAGUUGGUGGUGCUUUCGGUGCUAUGUCUCUUGCUAGUCGAUCUCAGAAUGAAGAUCUAUCACUAAAGAUAGAAUCAGCAUAUUAUUCUGUUGGAACUCUUGUUCUUUCUGAUUCAUCUCCAUCAACCACGUCUUCGCUUCUGAUCGUAAACAGAGAUUCAAGCACGCAAUCAUCUUCAUCUGGUAACAUAGGAACAGGUGCAAGGAGUUCUCGGGCACUACGAGAAUCUGUAUCUUCCCUACCUAUUGAAGGCCGAAUGCUGUUUGUGGCUGAUGUUUUACCCCUGCCAGAUACAGCAGCCACUGUACAGUCACUAUAUUCACAAUUGGAAUUCUGUGGAUUUGAUAACUCAGGGGAAUCUUGUGAAAAGGCAUGUGCAAAACUUUGGGCUAGAGGUGAUCUUUCAACACAACACAUAUUACCAAGGAGAAGAAUUGUCAUAUUCAGUACAAUGGGCAUGAUGGAAGUUGUUUUCAACAGGCCAGUUGAUAUCCUGAGGAGGUUAUUAGAGUCCAACUCACCAAGAUCAAUGUUAGAGGAUUUUUUCAAUCGCUUUGGAGCUGGAGAGGCAGUGGCAAUGUGUUUAAUGCUGGCUGCAAGAAUAGUCCAAACUGAAAAUCCCAUAAGCAAUGUUGUUGCCGAGAAGGCAGCUGAAGCUUUUGAGGACCCUAGACUUGUUGGAGUACCCCAACUUGAAGGUAGUGGUGCAUUGUCAAAUACCAGAACUGCAGCUGGGGGAUUUAGUAUGGGGCAAGUUGUCCAAGAGGCUGAGCCUGUUUUUUCAGGCGCACAUGAAGGGCUCUGCUUGUGCUCAUCAAGGUUGCUUUUGCCUUUGUGGGAGCUUCCUGUUAUGGUGACCAAGGGUGGCUUAGGUUCUUCUGAUGGAAACGGGAUAAUUGUAUGCAGACUCUCUGCUGGUGCAAUGCAAGUCCUUGAAGACAAAAUUCGUUCUUUGGAGAAGUUUCUAAGAUCUAGAAGGAAUCAGAGAAGGGGACUGUAUGGUUAUGUUGCUGGUCUUGGAGACUUGACUGGUUCGAUUCUGUAUGGAACUGGUUCAGAUCUGGGUGCUGGUGAUAGAAGUAUGGUGCGGAACUUAUUUGGUUCUUAUUCUCGGAAUGAGUCUGCUGAAGGUGGUGCAUCUAAUAAAAGGCAACGGCUUCCAUAUAGUCCUGCGGAACUAGCUGCCAUGGAGGUGAGGGCAAUGGAAUGUAUCAGGCAGUUGCUCCUUAGAUGUGCUGAAGCUCUGUUUUUGCUACAACUCCUUUCACAGCAUCAUGUAACGCGUUUGGUUCAGAAUCUUGAUGCUAAUCUACGACAGCAAUUGGUUCAGUUGACAUUCCAUCAGCUAGUCUGUUCUGAGGAAGGCGAUGGACUUGCAACAAGGCUUAUAUCUGCUUUGAUGGAGUACUACACAGGUCCUGAUGGCAGGGGAACUGUUGAUGAUAUUAGUGGUAGACUACGAGAUGGGUGUCCAAGCUUCUUCAAGGAAUCAGAUUACAAAUUUUACUUAGCUGUGGAAUGUCUCGAGAGAGCUGCUGUGACUUCUAAUACUGGGGAGAGAGAAAAUCUUGCUAGAGAAGCCUUCAACUACUUAAGUAAAGUUCCAGAGUCAGCAGAUCUGCGGACUGUUUGCAAACGUUUUGCGGAUCUGAGAUUUUAUGAAGCUGUGGUUCACUUACCUCUGCAAAAGGUCCAGGCCCUUGACCCUGCCGGUGAUGCUUUUAAUGAGCAGGUAGAUGCAGGAAUUCGAGAAUACACACUUGCCCAGCGUGAACAAUGUUACGAGAUUGUCACUAGUGCUUUGCGUGUUCUGAAAGGUGAAACUUCACAAAGGGAAUUUGGUUCUCCUAUCAGACCCAUUACACAAUCUGCACUUGAUCCAGCUUCUCGGAAAAAAUAUAUUUGUCAAAUUGUUCAACUUGGUGUCCAAUCAUCCGAUAGACUAUUUCACGAGUAUUUGUAUCGGGCAUUAAUUGAUUUGGGCCUCGAAAAUGAAUUGUUGGAGUAUGGAGGCUCUGAUCUGGUGCCUUUUCUGCAGAGUGCUGGGCGUGGACAUGUACAAGAGAUUCGGGCUGUUUCUGCAGUGACAUCAGCUUCUUCUCCGCCUGGUUAUUUAGGAGUACAUAUUCCAUCGAAUCAAGCAAAAUAUUUUGAGCUUUUGGCACAAUAUUAUGUCUUGAAGCGACAGCAUGCUCUUGCUGCUCAUGUACUAUUAAGACUGGCAGAAAGGCGGACUGCUGAUGGGGGGGAUGUCCCUACACUGGAACAGAGGCGUCAGUACCUAAGUAAUGCAGUUCUGCAGGCAAAGAAUGCAAGCAAUAGUGAUGGUCUAGUAGGUUCUACUCAUUGUGCUUUUGAUGAUGGCCUUCUGGAUUUGCUUGAAGGGAAGCUUGCUGUUCUUCGAUUUCAAAUAAAGAUCAAAGAGGAAUUGGAGACCAUAGCCUCUAAGUUUGAGGCACCCCCUAGAACAUCUGAAUCUGCUCCAAGUGACUCGUCUCCUGAUAGCAGCCGUGUUGAUGCCAAUUUUGUGAACUCUAUACGUGAAAAGCUCAAAGAGUUAUCAUUGGAUUUAAAGAGCAUCACUCAACUAUAUAAUGAAUAUGCAGUUCCGUUUGAGCUUUGGGAGAUAUGUCUCGAAAUGCUGUAUUUUGCAAACUAUUCUGGUGAUGCUGAUAGUAGUAUUGUGAGAGAGACAUGGGCAAGACUCAUUGAUCAAGCUCUUUCAAGGGGUGGCAUUGCUGAAGCUUGUGCAGUACUAAAGAGGGUUGGUUCCCAUGUUUAUCCCGGAGAUGGAGCUGUUUUACCUUUAGAUACAUUGUGCCUUCACCUUGAGAAGGCUGCACUGGAGCGAUUGGUUUCAGGGGUUGAAUCUGUUGGAGAUGACGAUGUCGCAAGGGCUCUUCUUGCUGCCUGCAAGGGUGCAAUAGAACCUGUCUUGAAUACUUACGACCAGCUGUUAUCAACUGGGGCAAUUUUGCCAUCACCAAAUUUGAGAUUGCGUCUCCUCCGUUCAGUGCUGGUAAUACUUCGUGAGUGGGCAAUGUCUGUAUUUGCGCAGAGAAUGAAUACAAGUACUACUGGAGCAUCUCUCAUUCUUGGUGGAACAUUCUCACUGGAGCAAACAACAAUAUUUAACGAAGGGGUUCGUGACAAGAUCACGAGUGCGGCGAACAGGUAUAUGACUGAAGUGCGGAGGUUAGCGCUUUCCCAGAACCAAACAGAGGCUGUCUACCGAGGUUUUCGAGAACUUGAAGAGUCGCUUUUAAGUCCUCUCUCUUUCGAGCGAUUUUGAUUGUUCUCAUUACAUGUCUGGUGUACGAUGAUUAAUGUUUUUUUCUGCAUAUUUAUUCGGCAAUAAAAGCAUUGUAUUUUAGUGUAUCAGAGCAUCAAACGACAUACAAGAUCUAAUUUUAGAUGUGUAACAGUGAUCUCAGGGAAGCAUACAACAAUGUUCAACCGACUUGGAUUCCUUUUGUAUCACAUCAAUGGCUGCCUGUUGGGGCUGGAACUCCGGCAAUAAGAGAGUAGAAUUACUGCUGGAAGGUAUGGUUCAUAUGUUAAAAUAGGCAAUUAUUGCUGGAGUUAUAGUGCAAAGGCCCAUUCUCAAAGUGAAAUGGAUUUGUUUCCAUUGUUCCAUUGUCCUGGAGUUAUACUUCAAGGUAAUAUUUCCAUCAUUUGUAGAAUUUUCUCUUCUUCUUAGGAUUGUCUAGUCUACUCCUAAAUGUGGGAUAGGGAGUUUCUAAGCAGUGGUUGUGGAUUGAACCUACAACGGAUGACAAAUUGUGCAGAUACAAGUUAAGGGCGCUAUCACCCAACUUCGCCUCUGGUGAGAUUUGAACUAUCACCGUUGGCUUAUAAUUCUUGAAGUAUGUUGAGACUUGGACUAGGUUUGAAUCAUGGAUUUGUGGACAAGAUAAGAAAGAACAAGUGAAAGAAGUUAAAUUUAUUUCUUUCAUUUGGUUGUCCUUGAUAAGAUUCAAUAUAGUGUAUUGUUCAAAUUCUUUGAAAGUGUGAACAAAAUUGAACUCAUUAUUUGCAAA
This is a messenger RNA of Camellia sinensis, 5406 nucleotides long. It is a transcript of the gene NUP155, whose product is annotated as nucleoporin 155. The record is from RefSeq and is a predicted model, not a curated record. Gene Ontology annotation, molecular function: structural constituent of nuclear pore. Gene Ontology annotation, cellular component: nuclear pore; nuclear pore inner ring. Gene Ontology annotation, biological process: RNA export from nucleus; protein localization to nuclear inner membrane; transcription-dependent tethering of RNA polymerase II gene DNA at nuclear periphery. Lineage: Eukaryota; Viridiplantae; Streptophyta; Magnoliopsida; Ericales; Theaceae.